AUGCGAUGCGCGAGGCAAGGCCGCCGAGAGCGCCCUGUAUCACCUGGUGAUGCAGGCGCUGGUCAUGAAGACACUCGUGUCUUCACAGAGUACGAGCUCGGUGUCUCGUACUCUCCUGAUACGGAUGACGGAUCCGUAUCGACGGCAAUUGAAUCCAAGCCGCCUGCCAAGCGUGGCAUGGACGAUGCUUUGCGUCGCAGCAUCUUUGGUUCAUCUGAUGAGUCAGAUGAACCAUCGCCAACGAAGGCGCUCGAGGUCGCGAGACUCGGGCGCUAA
This is a messenger RNA of Peronospora matthiolae, 276 nucleotides long. The record is from the annotation of a GenBank genome assembly. NCBI's taxonomy places the organism in Eukaryota, Oomycota, Peronosporomycetes, Peronosporales, Peronosporaceae.